This is a messenger RNA of Cryphonectria parasitica EP155, 688 nucleotides long. RefSeq lists its product as uncharacterized. The transcript is spliced from 2 exons. The record is from RefSeq and is a predicted model, not a curated record. NCBI's taxonomy places the organism in Eukaryota, Fungi, Ascomycota, Sordariomycetes, Diaporthales, Cryphonectriaceae. The annotation marks the transcript as partial.
CAAACGACGUGACGCUCUCGCUUCCCUUCCUUUUUCAGAGCAACUUGGAGCCUCUUUCAACUCCCGCCAUCUAUAGCCAUCAUCGAGAUAAGCCUACAGGAGAAAACCAUCCCCCAAGAUGGCAGGCAAAGACGGCGAGCGCAGUGCCUCGUCUGCGACCCGAUUUACGGCAACCACACCACAUGCAUCCUCCAAAAUGGGGUCGGCAGCAGGGACAAUUAGUCCAAGAUUCAACCCUGCAGCAGGACCAGGAGGCCCAAGAAAACCUAUAUCGGCAGCAGCACCAUCGGUAGGCACCGAGACCCCAGAGCAGCGCGUCGCUCGGUUAAGAGCCGCACACGAGGCCGCGAAAAACGCAAAGGUGUCGCGGUUCGACCGGAUCCUCGCCACGGCGAGACCUUUCUUCGACUCUGCGCAUAGAAUCACGGUGAUAAGUCUCGUUGGUCUGACUGCCAUCGCCGGUGCCAUGACCGCCUACACAGCCUACGACAUGCUCCGUCACAACCGCCAGCGCAAGAUCGACUUCCUGGAGGUCCAGAAGAACAUGGCCGCCGACAGUCUCGAGGCUGCUCGUCUGGCGUACAUGCGCGGCGAGGCGACGGACGAGCAGAUUGCCCUGGUGGACGAAGCGAACUCGAGAUCGGACGGUUUCCAGAUGCCCAGUAUCCUGAGCGCGCCAAAGCCGCUU